AUGGCACAUCCAUCCCAACUAGGUUUUCAAGAUGCAGCUUCACCUGUAAUGGAAGAACUCCUACACUUCCACGAUCAUGCCCUAAUAAUCGUAUUCCUUAUUAGUACCCUCGUUCUUUACAUUAUUGUAGCUAUGGUUACAACUAAACUAACAAACAAAUUUAUUCUAGAUUCCCAAGAAAUUGAAAUUAUUUGAACAAUUUUACCGGCAAUUAUUCUUAUUUUAAUUGCACUUCCUUCCCUUCGAAUCCUUUACCUUAUAGACGAAAUUAAUGAUCCCCACCUUACAAUUAAAGCUAUGGGACACCAGUGAUACUGAAGUUACGAAUAUACGGAUUAUGAAGACUUAAACUUUGACUCCUACAUAAUUCCCACACAAGAUCUAUCCCCCGGUCAAUUUCGGCUAUUAGAAGCUGACCAUCGAAUAGUUAUUCCUAUUGAAUCCCCCAUUCGAGUCCUAGUAUCUGCUGAAGAUGUUCUCCACUCUUGAGCUGUCCCAAGCCUUGGCGUAAAAAUAGACGCCGUCCCAGGACGUUUAAAUCAAACGGCUUUUAUUGCAUCCCGCCCCGGAGUAUUCUAUGGCCAAUGCUCUGAAAUUUGCGGAGCAAACCACAGUUUUAUACCUAUUGUAGUAGAAGCAGUUCCCCUUGAACACUUUGAAAAGUGAUCCUCUUUAAUACUUGAAGACGCCU
This is a messenger RNA of Cololabis saira (Pacific saury), 691 nucleotides long. The record is from the annotation of a RefSeq genome assembly. Lineage: Eukaryota; Metazoa; Chordata; Actinopteri; Beloniformes; Belonidae.